GAAUGGUGGUGGAGCAUAUGGACAAUGAUUUUGUCGUUUGCAAUAUUUUCCACGAAAUCUCACUAUAUUUUCCAUGAAACAUCAAUGGAGUUUUUCUGUGCCAAUAGACUCGUCAACGGUCUAUAUCCUCAUUCACACAAAUUGUUUGAACUACCAAAAUUCCAUUAAACCCGUGUGAUUCUUCAACUCUCUGGAGAUUUCUCAUCGUUUUAUGCAUCGCAGUGAAUCAUCAAUAAUCUAAGUUCUCAUGGGUUCUGCAAUGAGCUUGAGCUGUUCCAAGAGGAAAGCAACGAGUCAGGAUGUUGAUUCCGAAUCUUGUAAAAGACGAAAGACAUGCUCAACAAACGAUGCUGAGAAUUGCAUAUUCAUUCCGGAUGAGUCAUCUUGGAGUUUAUGUGCCAACAGAGUCAUCACUGUGGCAGCCGUAGCUUUAACAAAUUUCAGAUUCCAACAAGAUAACCAAGAAAGUAAUUCUUCUUCUUUAUCUCUUCCCUCCCUUGCAACUUCUGUGUCUCGAAACUGGAAACACGAUGUCUUCCCGAGCUUCCACGGAGCAGAUGUCCGAAGAACCUUUCUUAGUCACAUCAUGGAAUCGUUCAGAAGAAAGGGAAUUGACACAUUCAUUGAUAAUAAUAUAGAGAGGAGUAAGUCGAUCGGUCCUGAGCUCAAAGAAGCUAUCAAAGGAUCAAAGAUCGCAAUCGUUUUGCUCUCAAGAAAAUAUGCUUCUUCGUCUUGGUGUCUUGAUGAGUUGGCCGAGAUCAUGAAAUGCAGGCAAAUGGUGGGUCAGAUUGUCAUGACCAUUUUCUAUGAAGUGGAGCCAACUGACAUAAAGAAACAGACCGGUGAAUUUGGAAAAGCCUUCACAAAAACAUGUAGAGGUAAACCAAAAGAGCAAGUUGAGAGAUGGAGAAAAGCUUUGGAGGAUGUGGCAACAAUCGCCGGAUAUCAUUCUCACAGCUGGAGGAAUGAAGCAGACAUGAUUGAGAAAAUAGCCACUGAUGUUUCAAACAUGUUAAAUAGUUUCACACCAUCAAGAGAUUUCGACGGGUUAGUAGGGAUGAGAGCUCAUAUGGAUAUGCUGGAACAAUUGUUGCGCUUAGAUUUGGAUGAAGUAAGGAUAAUCGGGAUUUGGGGACCGCCUGGGAUUGGUAAGACAACUAUCGCCAGAUUUCUGCUUAACCAAGUCUCCGACAGAUUCCAACUUAGUGCAAUCAUGGUCAAUAUCAAAGGAUGCUAUCCAAGACCUUGUUUCGAUGAGUACAGUGCACAAUUGCAACUACAAAACCAAAUGUUGUCCCAGAUGAUCAAUCAUAAAGAUAUCAUGAUUUCUCAUUUAGGAGUGGCUCAAGAACGGUUGAGAGACAAGAAAGUGUUUCUUGUUCUCGAUGAAGUGGAUCAAUUAGGACAACUAGAUGCCUUGGCGAAAGAAACUCGAUGGUUUGGUCCUGGAAGUCGGAUUAUUAUCACAACAGAAGAUCUAGGAGUUUUGAAGGCUCAUGGGAUCAAUCAUGUUUACAAAGUCGAAUAUCCAUCAAAUGACGAGGCUUUUCAAAUCUUCUGUAUGAAUGCCUUUGGUCAGAAACAACCACACGAAGGUUUCGAUGAGAUUGCUUGGGAAGUUAAGGCUUUAGCUGGUAAACUCCCUUUGGGAUUGAAGGUUCUAGGCUCUGCUUUGCGGGGGAAGUCCAAGCCAGAGUGGGAAAGAACACUACCAAGGUUAAGAACUAGCCUCGACGGAAAAAUCGGGGGCAUUAUACAGUUCAGUUACGAUGCCUUAUGUGACGAAGAUAAAUAUCUAUUUCUUUAUAUAGCCUGCCUUUUUAACGGCGAAUCAACAACCAAAGUGAAAGAGCUUCUUGGAAAGUUCUUGGAUGUGAGACAAGGCCUUCACGUAUUAGCUCAGAAAUCUCUCAUAUCCUUUGAUGAAGAAAUCUCUUGGAAACAAAUUGUUCAAGUUCUUCUUUUAAACAAGUUCUCGCAUGUGAGGCAUACGAAGAGAAACAAGUCGCAAAUAAUACGGAUGCAUACUCUGCUAGAACAAUUCGGAAGAGAAACUUCCCGUAAGCAAUUCGUUCAUCACCGCUAUACGAAACAUCAGCUUUUGGUUGGUGAAAGGGAUAUAUGUGAAGUGCUCGACGAUGAUACAACAGAUAAUAGACGUUUUAUAGGGAUAAAUUUGGAUUUAUAUAAGAAUGAGGAAGAAUUGAAUAUAAGUGAGAAAGCACUUGAAAGAAUCCAUGAUUUUCAAUUCGUUAAAAUCAAUUACGUAUUUACUCAUCAACCUGAGAGAGUGCAGUUAGCACUAGAAGAUCUGAUUUAUCACUCUCCACGAAUUAGAUCAUUGAAAUGGUUUCCUUACCAGAAUAUAUGUUUGCCUUCUACUUUUAAUCCGGAGUUUCUCGUCGAACUAGAUAUGCGUUGCAGCAAGCUUCGGAAGCUAUGGGAAGGAACUAAACAACUUAGAAAUCUCAAGUGGAUGGAUUUGAGUGAUUCUAGAGAUUUGAAAGAGCUUCCCUCCUCUAUUGAAAAACUCACCAGUCUCCAAAUAUUAGAUCUCCGGGAUUGCUCAAGUCUUGUGAAGCUCCCACCAUCUAUCAAUGCCAAUAAUCUCCAGGGAUUGUCUCUAACAAAUUGUUCACGUGUUGUGAAGCUCCCCGCUAUUGAGAAUGUGACUAAUCUCCAUCAAUUGAAGCUCCAAAAUUGCUCAAGUCUAAUAGAGCUCCCUCUUUCUAUUGGAACUGCCAACAAUCUUUGGAAAUUGGAUAUCAGAGGAUGUUCAAGUCUCGUGAAACUUCCAUCCUCUAUUGGAGAUAUGACUAAUCUCAAAGAGUUUGAUCUAUCUAACUGCUCAAAUCUGGUGGAGCUUCCUUCUUCUAUUGGAAACCUUCAAAAAUUGUUUAUGUUGAGAAUGAGAGGAUGCUCAAAGCUAGAAACUCUUCCAACAAACAUCAACUUGAUAUCUCUCCGUAUACUUGAUCUCACAGAUUGCUCGCAGUUGAAAAGUUUUCCCGAGAUCUCCACACACAUUUCAGAGCUCAGGUUAAAAGGAACUGCAAUAAAAGAAGUUCCUUUGUCGAUCACGUCGUGGUCUCGUCUUGCUGUAUAUGAAAUGUCAUACUUUGAAAGCCUUAAGGAAUUCCCGCAUGCUCUUGACAUCAUCACCGACCUACUUUUGGUAAGUGAAGAUAUACAAGAAGUUCCUCCAUGGGUCAAGAGAAUGUCUCGUUUACGUGCUCUUAGACUCAACAACUGCAAUAGUCUGGUAUCACUCCCACAACUUCCAGAUUCCCUUGAUUACAUAUAUGCAGAUAAUUGUAAGUCCCUCGAGAGACUGGAUUGUUGCUUUAACAAUCCAGAGAUCCGUCUCUAUUUCCCCAAAUGCUUCAAACUGAAUCAAGAAGCCAGAGAUCUCAUCAUGCACACAUCAACUCGUAAAUAUGCGAUGUUACCAAGUAUACAAGUGCCUGCCUGCUUCAAUCACCGAGCUACUUCUGGGGAUUACUUGAAAAUCAAGUUGAAGGAGUCGUCUCUUCCUACAACCUUGAGAUUUAAGGCUUGUAUCAUGCUUGUUAAGGUUAAUGAAGAAAUGAGAGAUGAUGAGAUGUGGCCGAGUGUACUCAUUGCCAUCAGGGUCAAACAGAAUGAUCUCAAAGUUCUAUGUACAGCAAGCAUAUAUCCAGUUUUAACAGAGCAUAUAUACACAUUUGAACUUGAAGUAGAGGAGGUGACUUCCACGGAGCUUGUCUUUGAGUUCACACCAUUCCACAAAAGCAAUUGGAAGAUAGGAGAAUGCGGGAUACUCCAAAGAGAAACGAGAUCAUUUUGCCGGAGCUCUUCGCCGGAUCUUCCGCCAGAAUCUUCUCGUGUGUUUCUAGCUAGGACCACUGUUUGAGAGGUAAGAAUCAUGGGUUUGAUUUCUCCUUGAGUCAUUCGAUUAUUGGUUUUAUUUUGUGUGAAUGGGAAUUAGCUGUGAAAUAUGUGGUAGCCACAUGUAAUGAUUUUGUCAUAAACAUUGUGUCUAGCAAACUAGACAUUGAUUAAUCAUUUGAGUCGGAUUUGGCAAGCUAAUCUAGUUAUAUAAUGACAUGUGACUUUUAAAACUGCUAAUAUUUCUUGCAAAUGUUUUCUUGCGUUUGAUUUAUUUGCGUAUGUUAUUGGCAUUUCUGGUUGCAGGUUUUGUUUUUAAUGAAUCUGAUUGGUCUUUUCUAAAUACUAAUCGACUUCAUCCUUAUCAAAUUUGAUUGGUUUCAUCAUUUGAGCUAAUUCUAUCUGAUUCUUGUACAUUAUUUUAGUAUUUGUCUCUGUUUGAUGACAUAUCAUUGAUGUGAUAAAUGUAGGUGAAUGAAAAUCUUUAAUAGGAGCUGCCAUUGUGUGUUGAUUGGGUAUCAAGUACUGCUUCUAAGUGAUCCAAAUCCUGCUUCAGCCUCUGGACUUGUUCUUUCUUCUAAGUGACCCUUUUGUUAAUAAUUUUCCAUCUGUAAUGCGCUUGAUUGCUUGCAGCGUUUUCUUUGUGUCUCUUGGUGUUUGUUUUGUUUCUUUUUCUUUGUGAGAGAUCAUCAUCACAAGUCAAUGAAUAGAUCAUGUGUUUCAGAUAUGCUCGUUUCAUGCGUAUGUAUCAUGUUUUAUCUAUGUUUGGUAAAAACUUAUAUUGUUGUUGCUUCAUCUGUUUUAGCAUAUAUAAGACUGGAGUUAUU
Molecule: messenger RNA, 4694 nt
Organism: Arabidopsis thaliana (thale cress)
Lineage: Eukaryota; Viridiplantae; Streptophyta; Magnoliopsida; Brassicales; Brassicaceae
Product: Disease resistance protein (TIR-NBS-LRR class) family
Exons: 7
Coding region: 248-3892 (1214 amino acids)
Biological process (GO): response to other organism; signal transduction; defense response
Molecular function (GO): ADP binding; NAD+ nucleosidase activity, cyclic ADP-ribose generating
Source: RefSeq, marked reviewed